Molecule: messenger RNA, 878 nt
Organism: Trichobilharzia szidati
Lineage: Eukaryota; Metazoa; Platyhelminthes; Trematoda; Strigeidida; Schistosomatidae
Source: the annotation of a GenBank genome assembly
GUACCGGUUUAAUGCGAAUUCUCCUCGAUGUUCAUCCCUCUGUAAGAUGUGGUCCUGAACCAGUGGUGACAACCUCUUUGUUACGCUUGAAAAUGUUAUCUGAAUACAAUAUGUUCCAGUUGGAGGCGGCUGGUAUCUAUACGCAUGUUUUUAAUCGUGCUAUUGCAGCGUUUAUCAGUGAAAUCGUCAUCAAUAUGGGAGAAUCCGCUGAUCGUCUGUGUCAUAAACAACCAUUUUCAUUUUAUUAUCUAAAAUAUUUAUAUGAAAUAUUUCCAAGAUCGAAAUUUAUUCAUAUGACACGAGAUGGACGAGCUGCUGUGGCCUCUACCAUAAGACGUCAAGUGAAUCCACUCUAUGUAUCCAGCAAGCCAGAGAAAGCAUUUGGUUAUUGGGAGAAUUUAACAACGAUUAUAUUGGAUGAAUGUCGACGUAUUGGUUCAUCACGUUGUAUCACUGUUCGAUAUGAAGAUUUAAUUUUAAAUACAAAAUAUGAAAUUCAAAGAGUGUUAAAUUUUCUCGAUCUACCCUGGGAUCCAAUAGUUUUAAAACAUGAAACUGUUAUCGACAAGAUAUCUCAACUUAGUCCCUAUGAAGCCAGUUCAAAACAAGUUGUGAAUAAAAUUCAUCGAAACUCCUUGUUGUCAUGGCUAGAAAAUAAUGAUACGAUUUUACCAAAACAACUGAUUGAAACAAUUCAUUUAAAAAGUAAAAUGCUACACCAGUUAGGCUAUGCACAAAUUGGUUUCCCGCCAAAUUAUUCUUUAUUAAAACCGAUUGAAUAAUGAAUGAUAGCAUUUGAAAUAAGAUUUAAUCUGUGAAUAGCUUGCUUAAUUGCUUAUUUAUUCAUUUAUGAAGAUAAAUAUAUAUGUAAAUUUUUU